CAGCACCAGCUUACUUUUUCCCUGCAUCUCUCUGGAAUAAUUUCUGGGAUAUUUUCCAAAUCAUCACAGAAAGCAGGAGGAAUGAACCGGCAGCUAGUGAAAAUUUUGACAACCUUGUUUGCGUUUUUCUUAGAGACAAACCACUUCAGGACGACUUUCUGUAAAGAACAUGAUUCAAGAUCUGGAAAAUCCCCCUCACAGACCCUGUCUCCUUCAGAUUUUUUGGACAAAUUGAUGGGAAGGACAUCGGGGUAUGAUGCUAGAAUCAGACCAAAUUUUAAAGGUCCUCCAGUAAACGUUACUUGCAAUAUUUUUAUCAACAGUUUUGGAUCAGUCACAGAAACCACAAUGGACUACAGAGUGAACAUUUUUUUGAGACAGCAGUGGAACGACUCACGUCUGGCUUACAGCGAAUAUCCCGAUGAUUCCCUGGAUUUGGAUCCCUCUAUGUUGGACUCUAUUUGGAAGCCAGAUUUAUUCUUUGCCAAUGAGAAGGGAGCAAACUUCCAUGAUGUUACAACAGACAAUAAGUUGCUGAGAAUUUCUAAAACUGGAAAAGUGCUGUACAGUAUCAG
Molecule: messenger RNA, 575 nt
Organism: Cariama cristata (Red-legged seriema)
Lineage: Eukaryota; Metazoa; Chordata; Aves; Cariamiformes; Cariamidae
Product: glycine receptor subunit alpha-2
Exons: 4
Biological process (GO): chemical synaptic transmission; regulation of membrane potential; signal transduction
Cellular component (GO): plasma membrane; synapse; neuron projection
Molecular function (GO): chloride channel activity; transmembrane signaling receptor activity; transmitter-gated monoatomic ion channel activity
Source: RefSeq, a predicted model, not a curated record